This is a messenger RNA of Serpula lacrymans var. lacrymans S7.9, 535 nucleotides long. RefSeq lists its product as uncharacterized. The record is from RefSeq and is a predicted model, not a curated record. Lineage: Eukaryota; Fungi; Basidiomycota; Agaricomycetes; Boletales; Serpulaceae. The annotation marks the transcript as partial. The transcript has a single exon.
CCAUGUGGAACGCAAGUCUUGGACAGCACACGCAUACAGGUGUCCACCGAACAAAAACACCCAACCACGAAGUUGGUGUCACAGGAGCUGAAGUCCAGACCUAUGGCUCAACUGAGGGGUUGGGUAUUGGUUCCGCGGGCAGCGGAAUGCAAAACCAUCUUUUCGCAUAUGCGCAACAGUCAGACUAUCAGGAAGGUCGUGCCUUCAGAUAACUAUCAAACCACCAGAAAGUGCAAGAGUUGAUGUGCGCUGGGGCGUCAAAAGGGGAGAGCGUCACCAAGAACAUGCCUACCAUGUAACCUGGAUUCUACGAUCAUAAUACAAGGAUAAAAGAGGGAGACUGGAGCGGCGAGAUAGUUCAGCGAAUAGGAAAGAUUAUUGGACAGGGAUUGGCUAUCCAGCUCGAGCAUAUUGUUGCUGUUUAAAUAUAAUCUGCGGAAUCUGAUUGUUCUGACUCGGAUUAUCCGAUCACCCAACUUUGCAGUCAGCUCUGUAAAGUUUUCAGGUCAUACCAUAUUAAUAACAAUGAUAGGCA